Molecule: messenger RNA, 1515 nt
Organism: Stylonychia lemnae
Lineage: Eukaryota; Ciliophora; Spirotrichea; Sporadotrichida; Oxytrichidae
Source: the annotation of a GenBank genome assembly
AUGAUAGAACAAAAAUUUAACAAAUAACCUACCCCCAGAGUGGUCAUUUUUAAAGAUGAAAUAAUGCCCAAGCCUAAAAUUAUGAACCACAGGAAUCUAGCAAGUUUGAUGAAAUCUGAUAGAAUUUUCCCUCUAAAUCUGAACAACAAGAAGGCAGAAAAUAGUCUGAAGAUUAAAGGAUUGCUAGAAUAAAAUUAGGAUGAACCAGCUGCAAAGGAUAAUUUAUACGUGGAUAUUCUGAAUAAAUUGGGCAUAAGAAAACAUAAUAUGAGAAGGGAUUCUAAGCCAAAGCUCUAACUGGCUGAUUAAUUGGAUGCUUUGCAAUAGAAAAACGGGAUUAAGUCUAGCAGGCAUUAAGAGAACAGAAAUUAUACUCCACUCGGGCAUCAUGAAAUUAAAGAUAACUACAUACAUCACUAUAUUGCAAAAGAUGAAAGCAUGUCUAAUUUCCUUAAGUAAGCAUUCCACAAGAGAGAAUAAGUGGCUAUUAAGAGCUAAAACAUUCUGAAUAAGUCUACACUACAUAAUCACCACACAUUCAAUAACAGUUCAACUAUUAAUAAUCUGGAUAGUAGUCACCUUACUUCACAGAAAGCAUUUCUGACUGACAUCGCACAAGAGGGUCAUACCUUGUCAAAUUAGGGCUCAUAGUAAGAAUUAGGUACUCUGCCUAAAAUAAGGAUUAGAAGUGAAUAUUCUCCAUCAAACAUCGAUAAGAGGAAAAAUGAAGGAAAGCUAUUUGGAUUUAAUCUCAACCAGAAUUAGGCAGUCUCAGGGGGUCACACAAUGUUUCAAAAAUCUCCAAACCAGAGCAGUUUACUCUUCAAUGCUAAUGGUUCUCCAAGUUUUAUGUCAUUUUUCAAAGAUAGCAGACGUCAUUUAAAGAAAGUUCAGUAAAAAUCACAUGAAACGUCUAGAAAAAAUUUGCUAAUAAAAGAGAAUAGCAAUAACAUUAAUAAAAGUCUAUUGUCAACUAAAAGAUCUAGUCCGAAGGAGUAUUCAAUUAGCAGCUAGAUGAAUAGUGCUAAGAAAUUCAAAAAGUUGCAAUAGAUAGUUCAGAUGAAUUAAAAAGACUUGCAAGUAUCUAGACAGGUCAAGAACAGAGAUCAUUCCACAAAAGCAGACAAGAAUAAGGAAACUUAUGAUGAAGUGCCAAAUAUUUACUAUAAAGGAAGCGAAAUUACAACCUACAGAGACAUUUUAGGUUUUAUCAGUCUGUUUCCACCUGAUGGGGAUGCAAAAAUAGAGGCGAGAGAAUUGAGUAGCGAUUUCUUCGAUUAAAGGUACUUAGAAUUAGUAAGCGAGAAGAAACCCAAGAAGGAUUACUUCAAAUAGAGUUUAGGAGACAAGUUAUUGUUCCUUGAAAGAGUAGAUACCAUUGAAUAUGAUAUAUUGGAUGAGGAAAGAAAGAAACAAGCUUUGAUGCUGAGGUAAAAAUUGGACAAAGCAAGAACAGAAAAAAUGAAUGCAACGAUCGGCUAACUUUAGAAUCCCAAUCAUCAUGCUAUAUAUUGA